AUGGACAUCAUGAUGCUGGUGCAGGGCGCUUGCUGCUCAAACCAGUGGCUGGCCGCGGUGCUGCUGAGCCUGUGUUGCCUGCUGCCUUCCUGCCUCCCGGCUGGACAGAGCAUGGACUUGCCUUGGCCGGCAGUGGACAACCUGAUGGUCAGAAAGGGGGACACGGCGGUGCUUAGGUGUUAUUUGGAAGACGGAGCUUCAAAGGGUGCCUGGCUGAACCGGUCAAGUAUUAUUUUUGCGGGAAGUGAUAAGUGGUCAGUGGAUCCUCGCGUUUCCAUUUCCACAUUAAAUAAAAGGGACUACAGCCUGCAGAUACAGAACGUCGAUGUGACAGACGAUGGGCCCUACACGUGUUCUGUGCAGACUCAACACACGCCCCGGACAAUGCAGGUGCACCUCACGGUACAAGUUCCUCCGAAGAUAUAUGACAUCUCAACUGACAUGACUGUCAAUGAAGGAACCAAUGUCACCCUUACUUGCCUGGCAACUGGGAAACCAGAGCCUUCCAUUUCUUGGAGACAUAUCUCCCCAUCAGCCAAACCCUUCGAGAGCGGCCAAUACUUGGACAUCUAUGGCAUCACCAGGGACCAGGCCGGGGAAUACGAGUGCGGAGCGCAGAACGACGUGUCCUUCCCGGACGUGAAGAAAGUGAAGAUCGUCGUGAACUUUGCUCCCACAAUCCAGGAAAUUAAAUCCGGUACGGUGGCCCCUGGACGCAGCGGACUGAUAAGAUGCGAAGGCGCUGGUGUGCCACCUCCAGCCUUCGAGUGGUACAAAGGAGAGAAGAAGCUCUUCAACGGUCAACAAGGAAUCAUCAUUCAGAACUUCAGUACAAGAUCCAUCCUCACCGUCACCAACGUUACACAGGAGCACUUUGGGAACUACACUUGUGUGGCUGCCAAUAAGCUAGGCACGACCAAUGCCAGCUUGCCUCUUAACCCUCCAAGUACAGCCCAGUAUGGAAUCACUGGAAGUGCGGAAGUCCUGUUGUCCUGCUGGUCCCUUGUCUUGUCACUGCCCUCUCUCACCAGCAUACUCUACCUGAAGGACAUCAUUCUACAAUAAAUGUAAAGACCCAUAAAAGGCUUUUAAGGAUUCUCUGAAAGUGCCGAUGACUGGAUCCAAUCUGGUACAGUUUGUUAAAAGCAGCGUGGGAUGUAAUCAGCAGUGCUUACAUGGGGAAUGAUCGCCUUCUGUAGAAUUGCUCAUUAUGUAAAUACUUUAAUUCGACUCCUUUUUUGAUUAGCUGCA
This is a messenger RNA of Gracilinanus agilis (Agile Gracile Mouse Opossum), 1251 nucleotides long. RefSeq names its product neuronal growth regulator 1 (gene NEGR1). The record is from RefSeq and is a predicted model, not a curated record. The coding region runs from base 1 to 1065 and encodes 354 amino acids. The transcript has 7 exons. Gene Ontology annotation, cellular component: neuron projection. Lineage: Eukaryota; Metazoa; Chordata; Mammalia; Didelphimorphia; Didelphidae.